Messenger RNA from Drosophila ficusphila, 795 nucleotides. Its product is annotated as glycine-rich protein DOT1. The transcript is spliced from 3 exons. The coding region runs from base 86 to 616 and encodes 176 amino acids. The record is from RefSeq and is a predicted model, not a curated record. Lineage: Eukaryota; Metazoa; Arthropoda; Insecta; Diptera; Drosophilidae.
UCCGACAGUGAUUGCACAUCGCUUCUAAUCGUUUCGAUCGAAUUUUUUUGUUGUUUGUUCUUUUUUUUUUGAGUGAGACACAAGGAUGCGUCACGCAGUGGUCCUCGUUUUCGUGUGCGGUCUGCUGAUCGCCUUUGCCUCCGCCGGCUUGCUGGGCGGCGGAGGAGGUGGUGGCUACGGCGGUGGUGGCGGCGGCGGUGGCGGUGGUUACGGCGGCUCUGGUGGUGGUGGUGGCGGUCAGGGAGGCUGGCAGAAGAAUGGAGGCGGCGGGCAAGGAGGCUACGGUGGCGGUAGCCAGGGUGGACAUGGAGGCAGUGGCCAAGGAGGCUGGCAAAAGAACGGAGGAGGCGGUCACGGAGGAGGUGGACAAGGAGGAUACGGAGGCGGUGGUCAGGGUGGUCACGGAGGUGGACAAGGAGGCUACGGCGGUGGCCAAGGAGGCCAUGGAGGCCAUGGAGGUGGUAGCAAGUCCUUGGCCGGAAACCGCGGCAGUUCCGUUUCCUGGCAGAGCGGAAAUGGAGGCAACAAGCACGGAGGCGGCGGCGGAGGAGGCGGUGGUGGCCUUUAUGGCGGUGGUGGCGGCGGAGGUGGCAAGCACCACGGCGGUGGUUGGUAAUCACCACGAGCACCACCAAGAGCAGCUAAUCCCACGGCUUGUACCCCCACACCACUUGUGUUCCAUGGCAUAGAGAUAGAGACAACCCCUGGAUCUUCCCUUUUUUCAGUCCAAUGCCCCUUCUAUUUCUGCUGUUACUAUUUUUUGUACUAAUAAAACUAUUUUAUGCAUUUUGUAAA